Microthlaspi erraticum is the source of this 258-nucleotide messenger RNA. NCBI's taxonomy places the organism in Eukaryota, Viridiplantae, Streptophyta, Magnoliopsida, Brassicales, Brassicaceae. The record is from the annotation of a GenBank genome assembly.
AUGAAGAAGUAUGGAGUGAAGCCAGAUGCUGAAACCCUUGACAUUGCCAACACAGCAGCUAGCAAUAAAUCUAUUACAGUAGUGAUGAAGAUAUAUUGGGGAGAUCCUCGUGAGAAGAUAUGUGAAGCAGUUGAACAUAUUCCUCUCUCAAGCCUUGUCAUCGGUAACCAAAGCCUCGGUGGCCUUAAAAGGAUGAUAAUGGGGUGCUUAAUAGUCUUCUCAGCUCGGAUUGCAACUGUAGAAGGGCAUAGUACGUGA